This is a messenger RNA of Cryptotermes secundus, 6979 nucleotides long. RefSeq names its product proton channel OtopLc (gene OtopLa). Gene Ontology annotation, biological process: proton transmembrane transport. The record is from RefSeq and is a predicted model, not a curated record. Bases 705 to 3170 code for a protein of 821 amino acids. The transcript has 14 exons. Lineage: Eukaryota; Metazoa; Arthropoda; Insecta; Blattodea; Kalotermitidae. Gene Ontology annotation, molecular function: proton channel activity. Gene Ontology annotation, cellular component: membrane.
AGUUGAGUGGCUGAGCUUGCAGUGAGAGAACGCGGUGAGAGUGUUGAUUGUUGCUGACAUGGCCAGGUAAAUGUGGAGGCGCCAGAUGCGAUCGAUACGUCGCUAUUCUAUCUUUAGAUCAUUACUUGACAGAAAGAAUAUCGACGCCACUGAAUUUUUAAUAUUCUCGUCUUGUUGUGGUUAGGGUUCGUUGAUCGCAAGCAGCGGGGGUGGAUUUGUAUAUCUGAGCCAUCUGGCGACGAAUUCUGACACAAUCCUCGUUUCCGGUGUCGCGAGAGUUCUAUCCGUUCUCCUUAGAUGGCAGCCAUGUUACGAGCCCUAAAAAUGGCAAUCGUCGCGAAGCGUGUUCGGUCGUGAUGAAUACAAAUACGUUUUGUGUCAAGAGCUAUCCCAGCAACUGGUAUCAGAGUUCUCGUUGAUAAGUUGCAUUCCGCUGUUUUUGUGUCUGAGGAGAACUGUUGAAUCACUCAGUUCAAUUGACAACAAUGGCAUGGUUAUUUUGAAAGCGGUAACUUCGGAUGGAGUCGUGUGCUUCCGGUAGCCGAUCGCAGCUUUGCCUGGGACUGAGAGUCGACAGUUGAUUGUUUAGUUUCUCACGUGUCGUUUGUGAAUGUGUGGAAGCGCAGAAGACGAUGGGUUGGACUUAAAAUAGGCGUGAUUCCUUGUUUCUGUGAAGAGGAUUUUACGACAGGGAAACAGACGGAAUGCAGCGCUGUCCGUAUAUCCAUGAGAUGAAAGAACGAUUGCUCAGUAGUCAAGGUUCGAACCCAGAACAACAAUUACUGGAAGGAAUGGACAAAGACGUGCUUGAAAUUCAUGGUGACCCCACAGUGGGCACAGUUGUCAAGCUCAACCCUGGAGGUUAUGGCUCCCACACCUCACCAACACACCACUGCACCAGACAACACCUCUCUGAUGACUUCAAUGAGGAGCCUUUUCUACCCAAAAAUGCAAAGACGUCGUUGUUCAUCAUCAUGAGCUUCAUCUACGCCAAGCUGCUGGUGGUCAUCUGCAUCGCUUACGUCAUCUCCGAGGUGGUGACACAUAAACUACCUCUUCACUAUUACGAGGGUUUCUUCACGUACCUCUAUGGGACAAGCAUCCUGUUCUUGCUGUAUGUUUUCUGCUUCCUGCUACAAGAGAGUGCAUGCUGCACAGCAGGUGACUCUGCACCUGCUCCCCCACGACCCCCACCACCACCUCCAAUGGAAAAAAAGAAGACCAAAGAGAAAGAAAAGGAGAAAGGGAAGGAAAAGAAGGCAGGUGCACAACAACAACAGGGUCAGCAGCCCCAGGGUCAGGCAGCACGCAACAAAGGCAGCGUGUUUCAGGGGGUUCUACGGAACCUGCGUGGCAGCAAAGAUGUGAACCUCAAUGAUGGUGCAGAAGGGGACAGUCCCUCUCAGGAGAAGCUGACAGGCUCUGAAUCACAGGACCUGGAGUCUGGGCACACACAAAGCCAACCCCGAAAACGAAAAACUUCACAGAAUGUUCACAGUCAUGGGAGCUUCUUCUUGCGUGUUGGUGCCAUUGCUUUUGGAUUGGGAACCAUGAUCUACAAUGGGCUGGAGUGUGGAGCAUUUUUUGAGAUCCCAUUUACAUCACCGUGUUACCAGAUCUUGAGGGGCAUCAAUCCUGUCCUGCAGAUGAUCUUCACAUUCAUGCAGAUGUACUUCAUCUUCAUGAACUCACGGUGGGUCUGUCUGUUGCAGUUGAACAUCCACCGCUUCAAAGUGCUGGCACGCUUUGGACUGAUGCACAUUGUGGCCACCAAUCUGUGUGUGUGGAUACGUACCCUGGUCCUGGAAAGCAUCAAGGAGAUCACCAACAAUGAGAACCGCAAGUACAUGUCGACCAGCAGCAGCACCGCUGCUCCCACCACCACAGCUGUGCCACUGCCAGGACAACACCUCGAGAAUAUUCGCAUGCUGACAGCAGCUCCCUCUGUCGCUGCGGCCACUACCACUGCUACCACAACGAUGGCCCAGCUUACAACCAGCAUGCUGGCUACCACAUUGGCAGCACUGCAAACCACUCUGUCCUCCACAAGCAGCAGCACGACCACCAUACCCAGUACCACCACCACGGUCACACCCACCAGCACUUCAACUGCAGCAACCACCACUACGCCUGUGCCUUUACCCCCUCUGUUUGGCAUCGAGGACUUCUCCAUGGGGUCUGGCACUCCCACAGAGGUGGAGAACAUAGCUAGUCUAUUUCCUGAGGCUCUCACAGGCAAUGGCACAGUGGGCUCUAUUCCCACUUGUGGUCGUGUCAACAUCAUGGGCUCGAUUGUACAGGACUCUGCCCCAUAUCUCUUCCCAUUUAUCAUAGAGUACAGCCUGAUCGGGGCAGCAGUCAUAUAUGUGAUGUGGAGACACAUUGGACGCAGUCCAAGGUAUGUCACUGAAGAGGACCUAGAGCACCGCUUGGAGGUGAUGUUGUCCCGGCGGGCUGUGGCCAUGGCCCAUGCUCAGCAGCAUGGACGUGUAGACUGCGUGGGAGCCAGCAAGGGCCUGUUUUUUGGGCUACUGCUUCUGGUGGGAUCCCUGAUUUGCUUGAUCUUAUUCUUUGUGCUCAUACAUCAUCCUGAGCUUGGAACUCUUGCCAUCUACCUGGCAGAUGUGUCACACUGUGUCCUGAUGGCCCUCAGCAUAAUGGCCAUCAUUGUGGGUUUCAUUCGGGUGCAGAGCCUCAAGUUUCGUGCUGAGGAGCAAAGUGAUUUGAACGAUAUUCUGCUACGCGUGUCAGCAUUUGGCUUGUUCGUAUACGCUGUGUUCAGUGUGAUUGCUGGGUCACUUGCAUUCACUCAUGAGCCAAACCUCCUGGUGAUGAUUACUGGCCUCCUUUCCAUUGUGCAGGUGGUACUGCAGCUGUUGUUCAUUGCUGAUGUGGCCCGUCGCCGUGUCCACCUACCAGAGCAUGAUCGUAGCAAGCCAGGGCGCCAGGUGGUGACGUUUCUGCUCAUAUGUAAUGUUACCAUGUGGGUGAUCUACACAUUUGAGGCACAGAAGGUCAUUGCUAACCCAGUACAGCUGGAUUUCUAUGGUUUCCUGGCCUGGGUGAUAGUCCAACGGGUGACGCUGCCACUGUGCAUCUUCCACCGGUUCCAUUCAGCUGUGACGUUGGCGGAAAUUUGGAAGACAAGCUAUAAGGCCCGUCUGGAGUAGCGUGGACGCCACUGAUGAUUCAGUUGUUUGUCAUGACAACUAUCUCAUGUGUGCAAAGACAGAACUUUGUCAUCAUUUUCUUUUGUAUUCAGUGGCCGAAUUCCUCAUGAAAUUUUAAUGUCCUACUAAGGAUAACUUUUGGUUUUAGUGUGCUGUGCUGGACUGGCACUGCACUGUUGGGUGGGAUUGCCCCCAAUGAUGCUACACAAGGUGGUCAAGCUGAGUCACUACGAGGCACUUUUAUGUGACCCUCUGACCUGUCACUUAUUGGGAGCAACUCCGCUAUUUGAGAGAGAGAGAGAGAGAGGCAACUUGAAGUCAAAACAUUUUUAACUUGCAUUUAAUGUUACUAAGCGUAUUUAUUAUAAUUACUAAUAUUGACAGCUCUGAGUCAUGAAUGAAGGUAGGUGGCCAUCAGUAUUGGUAAUAAUCUGUGUAGAUUGUGUCUAUUAAUGCAGUGUCAAUACGAACUGGUGCUGCAGGUGCAGGAGCAUUUGCCAAUUUGAGUCACAGAAUUUCAAAAUUUUCUUCUGUGGUUCUCCAAAUGUAUAGAAUGUAAAAUGUUUGUGAAGCAGAUGGUGGCAUUAUGCUCUCAUGGUGCAUUAAAUUCAAGUCCUACUUUAACAGACUGGAGCUUGUUACUGCUGUUAAUUUCUUGGCAGUGGCAUUGGUCUCAGUAUGGCCAAUAUCUUUUUAUCAAUUCAAUGUGUACAGUUAGAUGUAUGCUCUCAAUUUGUGGACCACUUUGUUCAAAUACACAUGAGAAAAUUGUUAUUUUUUUGUUGGCAUUUGAAUUUAUUUAAAAAUCUGGAACUAUAGUACAAAAAGAUGGAAUACGUAGAAAUCUCUUGUAGUAUUUUUUAAGUGUACAAGAUGUCACUCCUUGUACAUUGGUAGCCCAUUUGUUGUGAGUCAGUGUGUUCAUUAUAUAAAGAAUGAUUAUAUAUAUACACAUAUAUGUGGACCUAUUGUCUGUUCAAAGUUUGAGAAUAUUGCCUCAAAGAUAUUUGUGGCAAGUUUUUCAAUGAUUCACGAAGAAAACUUUGUCUCAUUGCUGUUAUUUAUUUAAAUUUCACUGCCGUACUAUUACCCUACUGUAACUAUUCAGAAACACUUAAACACCACUAACAUAUGUCAGCAACCUGAUUCCCGUUCACUUGGUGAUGAAUACAAGAGGCUUCUCCCCACUGGAUAGAUGUCGGCCAUAGAUGUAAUAACACAACAGUAUUACAUGUAGGGCGGUUACUACUAUAUAUUCCGAACGCGAAGUGAUUUAGAAUAAGAAGUUCUGGGAAGAACUAAUCACCUGUUUUUCUUUAAAGCAACAUAGACUACACAGAAAAUGUCCAACAAUUCUUCUACUGUUACAUGUGUAUUUGUUGCCAUGGAAACAUGUUUACUGAGCCAUUGCUUAGCAACCACGCAAUUACCAAACAGCCGAGCCACUACAUAGCAACCAAACCAUUCCCUAACACUAGGGGGGGAUACACAGACACACAGGGAAAGCAAGCUAACAACAGAGGAACUGUUGGAGGUGGUGUUUUCUGUGGUCUGACCAAAGGUUCUAUCAAGAUGACAGCCCUCUGCUCAGGGUCAUGGUUAGCAGUCAGUUGCAGUGCGCAGAAAUCUGAGAGUUGGAAGACCUAAGUACCAAGUCAUUGCCUAGCAAUGGCCAUCUUCUUGGUGCUUCUCUGACUGCAAUAUUCUGGCCUUCAGGCAUCAUAUUGCAUAUCACAUAUGUGGUUAUAUGGUAUUGUACUGGUCAUCUCUUCUGGCUCCACUGUUCUGGUUUUAAACAGUUAGGGGAGGAUACACAGACAUUCAGACAAGAAGGUGAUGCCAUAAGCCUCCAUUUUACCCUCCUUUCUUUAUUUUGAAUAAGAGUUGCGGUAAGAACUAAUUGCCUACUUUCCUCUGGUAUGACACUAACUGCAUAGAUCAAAAAAUCCUUCUAUUGUUGCAUGUGUAUUUGUUGCCACAGAAAAGUGUUUAUUGAACUGUUGUCUAACAACAAUCAUCUUUUCUGGCUUCAUUAUUCCUGCAUUCAGGCAAUAGAGGGAUACAAAGACACAGCAAGGUGACCUAUAAACUUCCUUUUAUUUUUUCAAAAUAAGAACAGACUAAAAAAAUAAAAGGAAUCUUAUGAGAUCACCUUGCUACCUGUGCGCUUGUGUGUCUGUGUUUCCCUCCAUAAAUCCUGAGAGCAGGAAUAGUGGAGCAAGAAGAUAACAUAUAAACACAGUGCAAAAUGUAAUAUGACACCUGAAGGCCAGAAUAUUGCAGUCAGAGAAGUGCUGCAGAGAUCGUCAUUCAUAAGCAACAGCUCAGAAAUUAGGUCUUCCAAAUCUCAGGUUUCUGCAUGGUGUGACUGACUGCUAACCUCAGUCCUGACUCAAUCACUCAUUCACUCACUCACUGCUGAACUGCUGCUGGUCCCCGCCAGCAGAGUGAUUCUUGGUUGCAAGUCUCACAUGACUAAUGACCAUAUUUUACUGUCUGAUGCCUCUUGGAGCUUCACACUCUCCAGCAGCCCUGACCAGACAGUCUUUAAGUCAGACCUCAGAGAAAACACUGCCUCCAACAGCUCCUCUGUUGUUAGCCUACUUUUCCUGCAUGUCGGUAUGUGUAUACCCCUUGUCAUUGCUAGGCAAGGGCUUGGUAAACACAUUCCCGUGGAAAUUAAUACACAUGCAACAACAGAAGAAUUGUUGGAUGCAUCAUCUUCUGUGGUCUGUGUUGUAUCAGAGGAAAGUACUGAUUUCUCCUUACCAGAACUUGAAUUUUUUCAGAAUAAGGAAAGUAGGCUAUUGAAGUACCUAUGUUCUGCUGCUGUGUUGCAAGCAAAUUGCAAGGAGGAUGUGCCAAUCACUAUGGUCUUUGGCAUGGGUCAGCCUAGUUUAGUGCUAUCUCAAAAGUCAAUUGCUCAGUUCUCUGUGUGAAGAAAGGCACAGUGUAAAGUCACAAAUCAUCUGUUUGCUCACAGUAUGCCCGAUUCAUCUCGCGCUGCUCCUCAUGUCACCCCACAGUUCUUUUUGUGCUCAUUUUCUAUUUUUAGAUAAAAAAGUUGUGAAGCAGUUACUUCUGUACAUAAGAGUGUGUGGAUGUCUUGUUUAUAUAAUUUCAAGCUUUCUCAGAUGAUCAGCCUUGUCAGUGGGGUUAGCAUUCGAUAUUUCAGAGACUGGGUCUCUCUCCCUUAUCAGGAGUGAUAAUGGAGACAUAUUUAAAACACUGGACACUAACGCCACGUUGAUAUGGCUGGUCACCUGAGAAGACUUUGUUGGAUAUUUUAUUUAAUUUAGCAUAUCUGAUUAAAUUUCCAGUUUUGUUCUUUGUCUCAAUUGAACUAGAAUGAAAAUUAAUUAUUUGGUAUAUUUUAAAUGUUACUGCCGUGAUCUUUGUAAAUACAUCAGCACUUGUGGAGACAGUGUAGGAGUUUGCUACCAUGUAAACAGAGCAGGUUGUGUAAGAUUGUGUCUCCCUCCAUUUCUGUAAUAAUAUUGUAGAGAUGGUUGUAUUUUUCUUGUAUUUAAUGUGGUGUGUGUGUCUUAUGUACCUCACUGUGAACUCCCACAAGAAACCGUAAGUGGCUGGAGAGUUAAUAUGGAUCAUUGUUUAACCAGACAUUAGAACACAUUCUGUUUUCACUGACCACUGUAAUAGAACUCAUUUGCACAUUCUUUUUUACUUUUUAUAAAAUAACAUGUAUUUUCUGUAAACUCCCAGUUUCUUUCAUACAGAUUUUGUACAAAAACUUCAUUGAAUAUAAGUAUUAUACAUGUGCCAGAAUAAAGUUAUUAUUAGAUGUGCUA